Geodia barretti is the source of this 545-nucleotide messenger RNA. The record is from the annotation of a GenBank genome assembly. Lineage: Eukaryota; Metazoa; Porifera; Demospongiae; Tetractinellida; Geodiidae.
UUGCAAUGGAGCAGUUUCAGAGAAAACCGUUCGAAAUUUCGGACCUUAAUUGCCUGUUAAAUAGGUCAUAUCCUUUGUGAGACGAACAAACACUCGAGAAGUGAGAUGUAGAGUAACUGACACACAGACAGACCCAACUACCAUACCCUCGCUGCACAUGCGCGCCGAGGAUAAUAACCCUUUUACACCAGUAGUGUUUUAUAAAUGUCUACUAUCUAGGGAUGUAUCUGAGCUGGAUCGUAUUUAUAAGAGAUGGAAAUGAAGACCAGAUACCUGGGAUGCCUGACAACUUUAUCAACUUUCGAAAAAGACGGAGGUUGGCUACUGUACUACAAGAGAUUCAGCAGUACCAAAACACCCCUUAUUGUAUUGAGCCUGAACCAACUAUGCAGAAGUUUCUCAUCAGUCAGGAUCCGCAGGGUGAUGCCACACCUCUACAAUGGGAAGAGAAUCUUUUUCAGCAGUCACAUAUCAUUGAACCUAAGGAUCAACCUCCUAUUAGAGCAGUAUGUCUACGUAUUUACAACGCAGAUAUUUAAACCCCU